Molecule: messenger RNA, 9814 nt
Organism: Sycon ciliatum
Lineage: Eukaryota; Metazoa; Porifera; Calcarea; Leucosolenida; Sycettidae
Product: sushi, von Willebrand factor type A, EGF and pentraxin domain-containing protein 1-like
Exons: 56
Coding region: 209-9238 (3009 amino acids)
Cellular component (GO): membrane
Molecular function (GO): G protein-coupled receptor activity
Source: RefSeq, a predicted model, not a curated record
GCUCAGUUGUCCUCACUUGGACCCACAACGAAAGAUCGCCUCCAAUUCCAGUUGGACUGAAGGAAGGUGAAGAGUACUUUUUGACUAGAGCUGUUUUGGUUGCAGUCCGCAAGCAACUGAAUUGCUGAGGUCUUGCCUUUGACCAUCCAAGUUCUCCAAUCAAUAAUCCGACCAAAGCAAAACCGGUGUAGGGAGAGGGACCUAAAUAAUGGCGCCAUCAUGGCCCGUAUGCGUCCUGGCAACGCUAGCACUCUGCUCACUGGUAUCAGCAACAGGGAAUGUAACGCAGCCGCAGCCUAGUGGCACAAAUAUUGGCCAUGUUAUCAUUGACCCGGCAGAUCAGCCCGCAUGUCCGACAGGCUGCAAGGGAGAGACGGGACCCGAGGGACCUGACGGCAGAGUUGGAAGACCUGGUCCGCGUGGUUCUCCUGGUAUGCCCGGUGUACCUGGAUACGACGGCUGGUCAACAUGGGCCGGAUGGAAAGAGAAUUACAGAGUCCAAGCAGUGAAGGGUGGCCGCGGUCCAGAAGGCAAAGUCGGUCCUCCCGGUGUUCCUGGCAAAGACGGCAUGAACGGUGCACAGGGUCCUCCUGGCCCAGCUGGACCUAUGGGACAAGACGGAAUGUCUGGACCUCGAGGUCUGCCUGGCUCACCUGGUGAAUCUGGUAUUCCUGGUCCUGAUGGUCCCCGUGGUCCUCGUGGAGCUGAAGGUGCUAUUGGUGUGGUCGGUAUUCCUGGAGCAAAAGGAGGAGCUGGAGCAGCUGGUGAUGCCGGUGUUCCUGGAGCUCCGGGAGUGAAGGGCGAGGCUGGCAUUCGCGGUGACCGUGGUGAGCGUGGAUCGAAGGGUAGCACUGGAGAACGCGGUCCUCAAGGUUACGCUGGUCCAAAGGGCUUCAAGGGCUCAACUGGUGCAACCGGUCUCGUCGGCGAACAAGGUGCCAAGGGUGCACGUGGUGAUGUUGGUCCUCAGGGCGGCGAUGGCGACAAAGGCAUGACCGGAGAUAUGGGUCCAGUUGGUCUGGAUGGAGCCGAAGGUGCCAAGGGCGAGCAAGGUCCUUACAUCGAGAAGGUCAGAAUCACUGAAACCGACAGCUGUGCCGCCGGUAACAAUGGCAAAGUCAAGUUUGAUCCAUUCCUACGAAAACUCUACUUCUGUGAUGGUAACGACUGGCUGUGCGUGAAAUCUCAAGUUUGCGAUGAGCCUUGCCGUGCUUCCGACUGGGGUGAGUUCACCGCUUGUUCCGCCACUUGCGGCUCGGGUACCCGCACUCGCUACCGCUACAUCACCAACAGAGCUGGACCGAACAACAAUGACGGCUGCCCUCCUCUCACCGACACACAGGCUUGCCCUCAGCUCCCUGCCUGCUCUUGCCCCGAUCCAGGAUUCCCCGACAAUGGCUUCCGUCUUGGCGAGGACUUCUCGCUGCUGUCCACUGUCCAGUGGCAGUGUGACUCCGGCUACAUCGUCGAUGGUCCCACCGAGAGUGUGUGCCUCAUCAACCCUGACAACAGAAUGCCUGAGUUCUCCACUCGCCCCGUGUGCAGACCAAUCGACUGCCCGCGUCUGAACAACCCAAUGCACGGCACAGUCAGUCAGUCCAGCCCGGCUGUCUACAACUCAUUGGCCACAUUCACCUGUGAUCCUGGCUACCAGGUGUCCAACUCCACUGCAUUGCGCUGCACCGUGUCUGGUCUCUGGAGCUGGUCACCGCCUGUUUGCCAGCCCGUGACUUGCCCUGACCCAGGAACGCCUGCGAACGGCGCCCGCGACAACAGCGGCAGUACUUUCGAGUUUGGCACCAGCGUGACCUACUCGUGCAAUGCUGGCUAUGUGCUCGAAGGCACUGAGACCAUUACGUGCUCCGCCAGUGGUGCUUUCUCAGGAGUAGCUCCCACUUGCCGAGCAAUUGACUGCGGCUCUCUGGUCAACCCCGAUAACGGCGCCGUGACCGUCUCAUCCACGACCUACGGCUCUUCGGCUAGCUACAACUGCAACAACGGCUAUUCUCUCUCUGGCGAUGUCUAUCGCGUGUGCCAGGCGAACGGCCAGUGGAGCGGAAGUGCACCAGCCUGUCAAUUGAUCGACUGUGGUGACCUUACAUCUCCUGUGAAUGGCCGAGUGACGCUGAACGGGGGCACUGGGCUGGGCGGCGUUGGAACAUACCAAUGCAGUCCCGGUUACCUUCUCAACGGGCAUGAAACUCGCGAGUGCCAGCGCAACAGCCGCUGGUCUGGUGUCCCACCAACUUGCAUCAUUGUCACUUGCCCUGACCCUGGUCUGCCACUGAACGGUGGCCGUACCGGAGAUGACCUGACUCUUGGUGGUAUGCUGGAGUACACCUGUGAACCUGGUCAUGUCAUGAGCGGCUCUGCUAGGCGAGAAUGCUCGACGAGUGGCACAUUCACCGGAACUCAACCAACCUGCGCCCCUGUUCAAUGCCCGGACUUGUUUAGCCCACUGAACGGCGCCGUCUUCCAGCCAAGCCGAGUCCUGAACAGCAAUGCGUACUAUUCCUGCGAGACAGGCCAUACCCUGGCCGGCACAUAUGUACGGCGUUGUAUGUCCAGCGGUGCAUGGAACGGAUCCGACCCCGUGUGUACAUUGAACACUUGUCCGCAGCCCAUCUCACCGGAGAAGGGCUCGUAUGCUGUAGCAUCGGCCGGCAGUCUGGACCUUGCGGAUGCGUACAAGUCGGUUGUUGACUUCAAGUGCGAUGACGGCUACUGGUUGAGAGGAUCACCGCAACGAACGUGCAUGGCCUGUGGAUCUUGGUCAGGCUCUCAGCCAGUCUGCGAGCCAGUGGCUUGCGACUCACCAGAAACGCCCAAGAACGGUGACCGUGCCAGCGCAAACUUGACAUUCGAGUCGCUGGUCACCUAUUCCUGUAACUCUGGAUUCUCUCUGAACGGAGGUUCUAGCCGUGUGUGCGGCGCUAAUGGAAAAUGGACCACUCCAGCUCCUUCUUGUGAACCGGUGGCCUGUCCCCAACUCGCAUCACCCGCCAAUGGUUACAUGAACGGCGAGGGACUGGAGUUCCUGGCCGAGGUUGAGUUUGGUUGUGACAACGGCUAUGUUCUUCUCGGCAGCGAGAGGCGCCUGUGCCAAGCCAACUCCGAAUGGUCUGGAACUCAGGCAGUGUGCCGAUUGAUUGACUGUGGAGAUCCAGGACAGGUCGAUCAAGCUACUCGCUCUGGCACGGUCUUCACGUACAACGAGGAAGUGAGCUAUAGCUGCGGACCCGGCUACAUGCUCAGUGGUGGAGCAGUGCGUCGUUGCCAGGAGAAUGGGGACUGGAGUGGUUCACCGCCGUCUUGUGUUGUCAUAACUUGUGGUGACCCUGGCACACCAAGCAAUGGUAUUCGCAAUGGUGAUGUGUUCACAUAUAACGCUGAAGUCAGCUACUCUUGCGUACCUGGAUACAGCUUGGAUGGAACACGCAGCCGCACUUGCCUUGCCACCGGCAUGUGGUCCCGCAGCUUGCCAACAUGCAAUGCAAUUGCAUGCGCCGAUCCAGGUACACCAGCCAAUGGUGGCCGCACCCUGAGCAGUCUUCUGGUGAACUCGCAGGUCACCUACACUUGUAACACCGGAUACAGAAUGGCAGGGGGCUCUCCAUCGCGCACCUGCCAGGUCAACAGCGAAGGCAACGCAGUGUGGACUGGAACAGCACCAGUUUGUCAAAUUGUUGACUGUGGAGCACCGGCAACGCCUGACAAUGCUGUCCUGAACGGAAGAUCGUACACCUACCUCUCGUCCAUCGGUUAUGCAUGCUCCAACAAGGGCUACGUGCUGGAAGGUGACGUCACACGCACCUGCCAAAGCACCGGCAUGUGGACUGGCGAGGAUCCAACCUGUGUUCAGAUUGAUUGCGGUCCACCCGGUUCACCGGCCAAUGGCGAUGCGGCGUACGGUAGCAGUACUUUUGAGAGCGUUGUCAACUGGAUGUGCAAUCCGGGUUACGUGAUGGCUGGUAGCAACGUGGCUACUUGUCAGUUCAAUGGUCAAUGGUCGGCAGUCACACCAACAUGUAUUGUGGUUAGCUGUGGUGACCCAGGCACGCCAGCCAAUGGUAACCUGAUCGGCUUUGACUUUGACUACAGCGAUAGUGUUGGCUAUACGUGCUCCCCGGGCUACCAGAUGGUUGGAUCUGCGUCACGUGUGUGCCAGGCUGACGGAACUUGGUCAGGCCAGACACCGCUCUGUGUUGCUCUGUAUUGCGAGAACCCAGGCAUGCCCGGCAACGGAGACUGGGACAUUCGUUCCGUCAUCAGCGGCGCCUCAGUCAACUACACAUGCGAUGCAGGCUUCCGCUUGCAAGGAACCGACUCUCGCUCCUGCGAAAUCUCACAAGAUGGCCUCUCUGCUAGCUGGACAGGCUCUCUACCCUCUUGUUCAGGUAUUUUUUGUCCCCAGCUUAGCCAGCCUGAGAACGGUGUCAUGCGUCUCAUUCCCAGCAAUGCCUUUGAAUCUGAAGCAAAGUUCAUGUGCAAUCCUGGCUACACAAUUACUGGCAGUACUGCUAGACUGUGCACUGAGGACGGUACCUGGACCGGCACUCAACCAACUUGUCAGGUCGUGGACUGUGGAAGUCUGGAAAGCCCACAGUUUGGCAGUGUGUCAUUGGCAUCAACAGUUUAUGGAUCUACGGCUCGCUACCAGUGCAACACCGGUUACAACUUGGUCGGCCUCAAUGCCCGCGAUUGCCAAGCCAAUGGAUUUUGGCUGGGAGCUGCACCAACCUGUGUUCCGAUAAGCUGUGGGGACCCAGGAGCACCAAUGAACGGCGGAGUAUCGGGAACCUCCUUCAACGUCGGCGCAACGAUUCGCUACGAGUGCGAGAGAGGUUUUGUUCUGGUUGGAGCCAGUUCCGUUACGUGCCAGAGUGAUGGUUCGUGGAGCAGCAGUGUACCGCUGUGCGAAGCACUGGCCUGCCCAGACCCCGGCAUCCCUGUGAACGGCGACCGCGACAUCUCCAGGAACAACAUUGGCUCGUUGGUGACCUACACUUGCAACACGGGCUACAGCAUUACGGGAGCUGUGCGCCGUGAGUGUGUCCUGUCGGCGGAUGCUACCAGUGCCAACUGGGACUCAGCCAUGCCUCAAUGCCAGAUUGUGGACUGUGGAACACUAUCAUCGCCCAACAAUGGUCAAAUGUCCGGCACGGAGACCGUGUACCGAUCUCAAGUACGCUUCACUUGCAGUGACGGAUACAUCCUUACUGGCUCCAUGGUGCGUACCUGUCAAGCAAACGGCCUAUGGUCUGGACAGCAGUCCUCGUGUCAACCUGUGGACUGCGGGGCACCAGAAGAGCCUGCUAACAGUAACGUGGCAUUCCAGUCAAGCAGCUACCAGAGCAUUGCCACGAUCAGCUGUCUGCCCGGCUACGUGCUGAGCGGAACGGGCGAGCGUCGCUGCCAGCAGAACGGUCUCUGGUCCGGUGCCAGUCCUGUGUGCAACUUGGUGACUUGUGGUGAUCCGGGUCAACCGAUCAAUGGAGUGCGCAUUGGCAGCACGUUCACGUACGGCAGUCAAGUGUUGUUUGAGUGUGUGCCCGGAUACAACCUGGUGGGACUGCAGGAGUUGACGUGCGAGCUAUCCGGCCGCUGGUCCGGUUCUCCGCCUACCUGCCGCCUCCUGGACUGCGCCGACCCCGGUUCUCCCAUCAACGGCGAUCGCUACCUGGACCGUACUACUCUGGGCGCUCGUGUCAACUUCACCUGUAACCCUGGCUACUCGCUGCGCGGCAGUGAUCACAGAGAAUGCUUGGCCAAUGACGAUGGAACGUCAGCAAAUUGGAACCAGAACAUACCCAACUGUGUUGAAAUCACUUGCCUGGAUCCGGGCCGUCCCGAGAACGGCGAUCGCGUUGACGGCAACACUGGUCUGAGGUUCGGGUCCGAGGUCAACUAUAUCUGUGAUACGGGAUACGCCCUGGUUGGAGAGAGCCACGCACGCUGUAUGGCUAAUGGUCAGUGGAGCAAUCUGCUGCCAAGCUGUCAAAUUGUGGACUGUGGGGCUCGCGAUGAUCCAGCGUUCUCCACCAGUGUGGUUAGCAGCACGCAGUACGCAGGCUCUGCCGUGUACACGUGUAAUACUGGUUACAUGAUGCUUGGUGCGCGCAUGUCCACCUGUCAGGCCAACGGCCAGUGGUCUACGCUGCCUCCGGUCUGCAUGCUGAUCACGUGCGGAAACCCAGGAGUCCCGGCCAAUGGCGUGCGAAAUGGCGAAGUCUUCAGCUUUGGUGCCACUGUGUCCUUCACGUGCAACUCUGGCUACCGUCUGGUUGGUUCUCAGCAGUCCGACUGCACGUCGGCUGGCUUGUGGAGUAAUCCAGCUCCUCGUUGUGUCUUGUUGUCAUGCCCCGACCCAGAGAGACCAUUGAACGGAGAUCGCGACUUCACGCUUACAUCUAUCGGUGCCAUUGUCGACUACACCUGUAACACUGGAUAUAGCCUGCGCGGUUCCGAGCAGCGAACCUGUCAGCCCAAUGCUGGUGGCCUCACGGCAUCAUGGUCCUCCACUCUGCCCACGUGCGAAGUUGUCGACUGUGGCAAUCCUGGUCCUCUUUCUGGAGGUGUUGUUACCGGCUCUUCCUUCACGUACAACUCUCAGGUGUCAUUCCGAUGCAAUACGGGCUACAACCUUGCCGGCUCAGAGCUGCGCACCUGCCUUGCUAGGGGCACUUGGUCCGGUGUGGCCACCACAUGUGUCUUGAUCGACUGUGGCGAUCCCGGAAACGUUGCCGAUGGCGUACGCACCGGCCAAUCCACCACCUACGCCAGUGCCGUUAGCUUUGUCUGCAACCCUGGCUACACAUUGUUCGGCAGCCAGCGACGCACUUGCCAGGCCAACGCUCUUUGGUCUGGUCAACAGCCAACAUGCCAGAUCGUGGACUGUGGAGAUCCAGGCACACCAAGCAAUGGUGGUAAGACACUGACCACCACCACCUACGGCAGCUCAGCCUCCUUCACCUGCAGCGAAGGUUACGAGCUGGUCGGCUCCUCCAGACGCGAGUGUACGGCCUCCGGACAGUGGAGCGGAACGCAGCCAGUGUGCAAUGCUAUCAUCUGUAGCAACCCUGGAGACAUUGAGAAUGGUGGCCGCGACGGCUCGUCUCUCCUUCUCGGAUCGACUGUGACCUAUUUCUGCAACCCUGGCUACCAACUAGUUGGCAGUCGCCAGCGUACAUGCCAGUCAAAUGGCAGAUUUGAUGGCAACGCUCCCAUCUGCCAGAUCAUCUCCUGUGGAAAUCCGGGCUCGCCUGACAAUGGUGCUCGUCAAGGAAAUGACUUCACGUUCACAAGCCAGGUGUCUUUCACCUGUAACACUGGCUAUGUGCUGUCUGGAUCGCGCAUGAGAGUCUGCCUGGCCGAUGGCACUUGGUCAGGACCACCAGCCGUCUGUACACUGAUUACUUGCCCACCAGUGACAUCUCCGGUCAACGGUGGCGUAUCUGCACCAUCUCUCAACUACUUGGGCGAGGCAUCCUACACGUGCAACCAAGGCUAUGCGUUGGUCGGCGCUAUGACACGUACCUGCCAGGCCAAUGGACAGUGGAGUCUGUCUGCACCUGAAUGUCAAUUGGUGUCAUGCUGUGAGCUGACUGCACCGCUCCAUGGAUCCAUGACUGGCAGCACCUUCACCUACGGAAACAACCUUGGCUUCCAGUGUGAUGAAGGCUACAUCUUGUCUGGCUCCAUUCAGCGCACCUGCCAAGCUGAUGGAACCUGGACAGGCACACCAGCUCAUUGUCGCCGACGUUUCUGCGAAGACCCUGGCACUAUUGAGAAUGGCAUUCGUACCGAGAUCAGCCUUGCAAUUGGAGGCAUUGCCGCUUACCAGUGUAAUGAAGGAUAUCGUCUGUCAGGACAGGCUCGCCUUACUUGCCAGUCGGACGCCACCUGGUCUCACCCUCUGCCAAUGUGUAUUUUGGAUGUGUGCGUUGAUCCUGGUGCACCGGCUAAUGGCAGGCGCAUCGGCGACACAUUCAGCGUAGGCUCGUCAGUCCAGUUUGAGUGUAACGAUGGCUACACGCUGAAUGGUGCAGUGACCUUGAACUGCUUGUCAAGCGCAAGAUGGGACAGAGUCCGGCCUACCUGUGAUCCGAACUGCCAGGUUGGUGAUUGGACUGGUUGGUCGGCUUGUAGCGUGACGUGUUUGGCUGGAAUGCAGACACGUUCUCGUGAAAUCACUCAGGCUUCUGGUGGUAUUGGUACACCGUGCCCCAACCUGAUGGAAACGAUGGCAUGCAGUCUCCGUGAUGACUGUGGGUGUGGUAAUUACGCGCUGGGUAGCAUCCAUUCAUCCAUUCGCCAAGCCCGACAGAAUGUAGCCACUGACAUCAUCAUCGCCGUUGAUGAGUCCUCCUCCAUGGGUAUCUAUCACGCCUGGCUUGCUGGAACCAUUGGACAGCUGGAAGAGUCUCUGGUCAAUGACGGCAUCGGCAGCAGCCCCGAGCUAAGAAACCAGUAUUCUCUGGUUGGUUUCGGCAGAGAUGAAUUAGCAAAUGGUGACAUUUCCGGUGUGCUGCCGCAUGCCUUCAAGAACGCCCAGGGCAGCGCUUGCUUCAACAUUGGUGACUACUAUGCAGCCAACAGUGAGCUGCAAGAAGGUGGUAACAUUGAGGAUGGAUACUUGGCCAUCAAGUACGCGCUGCAAAACCUCACCGAUAACUCUGGUCGCAACUGCCUCCGUCUUGGCCAGCAGAACGUUGCAACAAACCUCAUCUUCAUUACGGACGAAGAGCGCGACAUCUUCUCCCCCCAUGGCUCGGAUCUCACACGCUCGGCCAUCAAGAGGCUUGUCCGCAGAUCUGGUGCCAUUCUGAACGUGGUCGUAGACCAGGAGUUCUUCUGUGACACUGAACGUGCUUUCGGUUUGGACUCUGAACAGAUUGGUUAUGUUGUUAGACAGGGAGGUACGUACUCAAACUGCACAUUGGGCAGGCCAGGAACUGGCUACCUUACCACCAGAAGAGAUUACACUAGCGUUGCACUGGAACUCGGUGGAGCCGCCUGGGACAUCAAGAUCUUGCGAACCGGUGGUCCCGUCGGCACGUCCUUCACCAACGCUUUCCUGAAGGUGAAGACGAAGGAAGUGACACGCCAGAUUGACCAGUGCCGCCGCUGUACGUGCCUGGAUGAUGGCAGGACAUCUAGACUGUCCUGCGCUGUAGCCAAUGACCAGGAAGUCUGCAAACAGGAGGCAGCGGACGGAGUUGUGAGGCAGGGCCGUUGACGACAAUCACCACACAUAGCAAUCCUCAAGCAGAUUUCUACGUAAUGCAGACUGGGUUUGCAUUGCAAUAUGAGUACAGUGCUGCCUGAGAAUCAUUGGCAUUGUACCGGUGGUCAUCAUCAUCAUCAUCAUCGUUAUAGUAUGUGCUACGCUACCAUUGUUGACAUUCAUUCUAGCAUGACAUUGCACUGUGCUGGCCACCCUUUGCCUGCCAUCGGGCUGUACUGUAUUUGCCAACCCUUCUUCCUUGUGUCUUCGACUGCGCACAGUGGUGCUGUGGCAAUGCUCAAUAUAAGAGCCGCUGCUCGGUGCUGGCCUGUAUCAUGACCUACAAAUCAUGUUGCUUUCUCCUUCACGCACUGGCACUAUCCGUUCAAUUUCUCUUACUCCGAGCCCCUAAGGGUACUCUCUUGUCAUUUGUUGUUGCCGACAUCUUCCACAAAUCAGUCUCUAUAUUGAUCAGCUAGUUUCUUUUGAAAUCCCACACUACUGUCAACUGAUCCAAGGCUAUUGGUGAUCCUUGCAAAUGCCGCUAUCAUCUACUAUCUACUGAAAUACUACAAGCUGCAGUAACUA